AAUUGGAAAUAGGUUAAUUUUAAAAUUUUAAUCAGCUCUGUUGGAUCAAGUAUCUUCUGUAAUAUUUCUGCGAGGUUUUUAGUGAUAACUAGGGUUAUCGAUGCCUGAUGUAUCAUUCUGCAGUCGGAAACACGUUCGUUUUGAUGUAAAGUGGUUUAAAGUGAUGCCCGUCGGCUUAUUUGUGGAGGAAAAUUGCCCGGAAACCGUUCUGGUCGAAGUUCGUUCUCCUUUCUUUCGAAGAGAUGAAAUAUUCGUUGGUAUUUAAUUAAUCUGUGACAAAUUUGUAAUUGAAUUGCCCCGAGGAUGGCAAACACGACCCCGGGUGACAAAACGGUCAACAAAGUCGCCCUGUGCUCUGCGAUUUUCGCGGGGUUCGCUUAUGUCGGCUAUUCGGUCGUCAGGACGGCCUUUUGCCGGAAAAUCGGAAGGAGAGAAGGAGAAGUGUAUCAAGAUGAACACAGGCUGUACUUUAGGAGGCUUUCUCAGACAACACAGACUGAUGUGCUACUUGGCAACUUAGAUCUUUCAGGAUCGGGGAAAGUAAUAUUGCGACCAAUGACUGUGCAGGAUAGAAUACGAGAGCUUAAUUUACAAGCUCGAAUGUUUACCGAUACAGUUUUAGCGAUACAAAGCACAACAAACAAUUCGCCUAGGCAUUUUUCUGGUCAUAGGAGUUUACAGUGUUCUCCAUGGAGUUCACCUAGAAUUUUGUCUCCUGUAGACAUGCGCCAUAUAUUAACGAGUCGCUCCACCGAAAAUUUGUCAAACCUAACUGUUGGAAGGACGGGAGAAUUGACGCUAAUGUCUCCGGUGAGGAAAAGAUGUACACGUCGUUCAAUGAGAAGGCGAGCUCAGUCUAGAAGUCCUGAUACUCAUUGCGAACCUGGUCAUCGAGAUGAGAAGGUUAUGAAUGAAAAAGAGCAGCAGCUGAAACUUCAUCUUGAUAAUAUUUCACAUGGGCAAAGAGAAAUACCAAGGCAUGAUGCUAAAAGUCUAGUAAUUCUACUGCAGAGUAAUGACAGUGCUCUUCUGGAGAGAACUCUUACUACUAUUAGCAAUGGUGCCACUAUAGCAGCUAAUCAUGUUACAUUAAGGGAGGUGGGAUGCUUGAUUAGAGUCCAACGGCUGCUCACUCAUCAUAAACCAUCUGUUCAACUUGCAGCAAUUACUGCUCUGGGAAAUCUGGCCUUGAACAAAGAUAAUCAAAAGGAGUUGAAAGAAGCUAUUCCAAUCCUUUCGGCUAUUUUAUUGAAUCAGCCACAAGAAAAAAUCCAAUUACAGACAUUAAUAACUUUAACCAAUAUCACCGUACUUGAGGAUUGGCAUGAGGAAUGUUGUCCGAUUUUGCAUCAUCUAUAUAACUUAGUUGAUAACGGUGCAUUUCUAAUAAAGUUACAGGCGCUUAAAGUGUUAGUAAAUUUGACUUGUAACAGUGAGAUGAUACCCAGUUUAUUGGCAGCACAUGCUCCUCGUAAAUUGUUGCAUUUACUUGACAUAUCAACUAAUGAAGAAUUGUUACUAAGAGUAGUAACGCUUCUUGCAAAUUUAGCAAAUGGUGUUGUUCAACUUCACAUUGAUCCAAUAUAUGAUUUACCUUUAGAAGACAAGGCCCCAUCACCAGAUACAAUGUAUGCAGCUAUAUACGGGAUUAACGUACAAGACAAGAUAUGUAACAAGGCAUUUACCAUAAUGAACAACCACCCUAACGAAGAUAUAAGGAUAAAGGCGAGAAAACUUGUUGAUGCGUUGAAGCCAUGAAAUGUUACAUUGAUUUACAAGAAAUUCAAUAGAACUUUAACAACAAA
Molecule: messenger RNA, 1805 nt
Organism: Cimex lectularius (bed bug)
Lineage: Eukaryota; Metazoa; Arthropoda; Insecta; Hemiptera; Cimicidae
Exons: 8
Coding region: 304-1758 (484 amino acids)
Cellular component (GO): mitochondrion
Molecular function (GO): protein binding
Source: RefSeq, a predicted model, not a curated record